AUGACAACACCAAACAACGAUCGCACUAUCUUCUCUCGGCCCGAAGACUGGGAACGAUUCAACGCCGAACUCCAGACCAAAGCCGUAGCCUUUGACCUCUGGGAUUACAUCAAUCCAGAAGACAAGGUUGCUUGGCCGACACAGCCAGAAGAACCCUCAUACACCAAUUACCCGAAGAAGCUCGGCCGAGGAACGAGAACAUCAAGCUUGAUAACCGUCGGUGGAGAAGAAGAAUUGGUCGACCCGAAUGGAACGCCAACAAACACCAUAGAAAUGACACAGAUUGGGAGAUCGGCAUAUACCCAGGAUUGGAAUCACUACACCCACAAGAGCAGGGAAUACACAGAACAUCGGAAGAACGUCAAAUCCAUGACCGAUUGGAUGCUGAAUACCGUUCAACAACCAUACCGAGCAACAAUCUACAAGGCCACAAAAAAGAUCGACCAGUGGUAUAAGGAUCUCCAGGACAUUGGGGACGUAUAUACAUCCCGCCAGAAGCCGGAGGCUCGAAACCGAUACCGACGGGCGACGACACAUCUCACGAAGAUGCCGAAAGACCUGGGAGCAUGGAUAUCGCAAUGGGAAACUGCCGUUGCGUAUGCUAUAGAAAAGGGGAUGCCAGAAGCUAUCGAUUCAAAUUCAGUGGCCACAGAUCUGAUAGAUGCAUUAUCGUCAGUAAUGGGCGACUGGACGACAAGCUUCAGAAUGGGGCACAAGAAGGAAAUCAACGACGGCUCUAUCAGCUACAUAGAGAUGGCAGGGCUUCUGCGAGAAUACGCCAAAGACCAUCACCGAGCAACAGCACCACAGAUUGCCAAGGGCGUAUUCGCAGCUACCUAUGGAUAUGACGAAGAUGUGUCAAUAGAAGACACAAAAGAGCUUGAUUCCACCACUUCUGAUCCAUUGCCCCCAACAGACAAAACGAAGGGUCGAAAAGGAAACCAGGAGAGACCACGUGGACGCGGGACGAGAGGAGUUCGAACAGGCUCCAAGCGAAGACGAGCCGACACAGAAACGAAUCCAGAUGGGUCUAUCUACAAGGCGUGCCUAGGAUUUCACGAUAUAACCCAGUGUUAUUAUGUUAUUGACGGGAAGGCACCAGAACAUUGGCAUCCAAACGAAAGAUACCGGAAAGUUAUCAACCAGCGAAUCAAGGAAGAUAUUGCCCUCAAAGAACUGAUCAAAAGAAUUAACCGGAAGCCAACACCCGUCAAGCCCGAAUGA
Messenger RNA from Anthostomella pinea, 1224 nucleotides. Lineage: Eukaryota; Fungi; Ascomycota; Sordariomycetes; Xylariales; Xylariaceae. The record is from the annotation of a GenBank genome assembly.